Messenger RNA from Nymphaea colorata (pocket water lily), 1470 nucleotides. Its product is annotated as cold-regulated protein 27-like. Lineage: Eukaryota; Viridiplantae; Streptophyta; Magnoliopsida; Nymphaeales; Nymphaeaceae. The record is from RefSeq and is a predicted model, not a curated record. The coding region runs from base 40 to 807 and encodes 255 amino acids. Gene Ontology annotation, biological process: regulation of circadian rhythm; response to cold. The transcript has 4 exons.
GUCUCUCUCUCUCUCAGGCGCGCGCUUCGGGAGACAACCAUGAGAUCGAAGCGAAACGGUGGCGAUCCAGGCGGUCUAAAAGACGUGCCCAUAGUGGAUGGUGGCGGUGGUGGGAAGGACCUUUGUGGUAGCGAAUCGGAAGAGGCGUCAUCCGGAGUGACCCAGGAGCUUGGCGGAGAGCGGCCGCUCAAAUCUGAAGGAGCUACCAGUAUGGCAGCAGAUUCUGCAGGGACUGAGUGGACGGAUGAGAAGCACAAAUCAUACCUUAAUUCCAUGGAAGCAUCUUUUGUCAGGCAACUUUAUGAUCAGGAGUGUUUUUCUGGACACCCGCUGAAUUGGUUGUCAAAGAAGAGAAAGCUGCUCAACCAGAGACCUACACAGUCAACCAUUGGCAGUUCGCCUUUCAGCCAGUUCAAGGUUCUGCAAGAGGGUUGCUGGCAGAAGAUAAAUUUUGAUGAUACGAGUGCUCGAUCAGAUGCAGCAAAGGACAAAUGGCAGCUCUUUGCUAAUCCGUGGAUCCAACAUUUUGCAACGGCUUCUUCAAGCAAAAUGCACACCAUAACACCAUCAAAAUUUUUGGGGAAAGCAUCUUGGGAGGCUGAAAAGAGAACAUGUUACGAAUGGAAUGAAGGGGUGUCAAGUUCAUCUCAAAUCAAUGUUGGACAGAUACCUGCUGAUUGUUCAAGGAAGCACGUACUCGAAAUUUAUGGCAACACUACAGGAGGGCUCACUGCUGGAAAAAUCUGCUGCUCGCCGGAGGUAGGACACUCGAAGUCGAAGACGGAGGAGGGAGGUGCUCACUGCUGACACGUGAAAGGGUUAAACCCUAAACACGUAAGCCUUGUAAAACUUCAAACUGAAGUGAAAAAAGAGGACAAGCUUGUCCUCGACUUAUGCUGACCGCACCAACUUGUCGUUGACAUGAGUCGGGUGCGUGUCGAAAAAUGGACAAACUUAGACGUGUUUGGCUGACCGCACUGGACUCGGCUGGAGCCGUGUCGGAGGCGAAUCGACAACCACACACGCACGCGAUGUGUGUGUGGGUGCCUAACACACACACUCAGGUGACUUAGCAGCUAAAUGGGGAAGACAAAAAAGAAGAUUUAAUGUCAUGCAAAUUUUGGUUGUGCCCGAAGAUUUCGAGGUAAAUGAGCAUGCCAAAGAAAUUUAAGUUUCCAAUACAGAAACUCCCUCUCUCUUUCUCUCUGUUUGACAUCAACUUCCAUAAAAAAUAUUUUUGUCAGAAGAGUGAUUAAUAAGAUUACUUGAAUUCAUGCAGAUCUCUCUCUUCUGAUGUAUUGCAAUGACAUUUAUUAUUAAAAGGACUCUCUCUCUCUGUGUCCAAAGAGUAAGACUUGCACAGUUUAGUACACCAAAUAGUGUGUUCUGACAAAAUUAUGGCAAUUGAAACAUUAACUGUCUGCUAAGUAAUACAUUCCAUAAAGUUGCAUUUAUUUUUGUAAAUUGCUG